Messenger RNA from Jatropha curcas, 2856 nucleotides. NCBI's taxonomy places the organism in Eukaryota, Viridiplantae, Streptophyta, Magnoliopsida, Malpighiales, Euphorbiaceae. The record is from RefSeq and is a predicted model, not a curated record.
GCAUUGAGUGAAUCAGCAAACUCAAUUUUUUAUUGUCCCGAAGAUGCCAAGUAAACCAAACGUGGCGCUUCUCUGAUUAUCAAGCAAAUUACACUGCUCUACCGGCUAAAACAAAGCUUCAUUAACCGCUACAAGUCGCUUAUGCAUUUCUUCAAACACUUAAUUUGCAGAGUUGGUCUUGGAUCCCUGAUGAGCCAUUUUCUCCCAUUCGUUUUAUGAGAUCUUACAACGGCAAAUGAAGAAUGUUUCUAGGAGUCUCAAGCGUCACUGCAGUGGGACUCUUCUCUCCAAGACUUUAUUUCACGAUGACAAUGUUUUGAAGAUUUUGAGGACCUGUGCGUAUCUGGGUCAGAAAGACAUUGAAAUCACAAGAAGACGAGAGAAUCUGAUUCUGCAUCACUUCUUGCAUAUAAGGUUCUUAGGGAUUUGGUGCAGACUCUCUACAUCUUUUACCAGUGUGCAUGGUGGAAGGCCGUCCGCAGAGUAUGCGAAGUUGAGGAAGGAAUCACUUGAAAGUGAAUUUGGGCAAGCUCUUGGUAUUUAUAGUUCCAACAAAGCAUCCAUCAUCUACCGAUUUGGUCCAUUUUUGGCUUUUUAUAGAGCAGCGAUCAUUUCUUUUCAUGUUUUGAAGUUAACCCUCUGGCAAAUUUUUGUUCGAGACACAAAAAGACGUGCAAUCAAGUUUCGGCAAACUCUGAUCAGCUUGGGGCCUUUCUACAUCAAGCUUGGACAGGCUCUGAGCACUAGACCAGAUAUAUUGCCGACUGUAUAUUGUCAAGAGCUUGCCAAGUUACAGGACCAAAUACCACCAUUUCCAACCCAUAUUGCAAUUAAAUCUAUUGAAUCCCAGUUGGGUGUUCCAGUUUCGCAACUUUUUUCUGACAUCAGUCCAGAGCCAAUUGCUGCAGCAUCCCUGGGGCAGGUGUAUAAAGCUCAUCUGCAUUCCGGUGAGCUUGUAGCUGUAAAGGUGCAGAGGCCAGGUAUGUCAACUUUGUUGACCCUUGACGCAUUAUUGUUUCAUAUGAUUGGUGGCCAAUUAAAGCGAUUUGCCAAGGCUCGCAAGGAUCUAUUAGUAGCGGUAAAUGAGAUGGUGAGGCACAUGUUUGAUGAAAUUGAUUAUGUCCUAGAGGGGAAAAAUGCUGAACACUUUGCUUCUCUAUAUGGUUGUGACCCAUGUAAUGAUACAAAGAAUGAUCAAAAUGCCAGAGUUAGUAAUACCAUGGACCAUAAGAAAUCAAAUUGCGUUAAAGUUCCUAAAAUAUAUUGGGACACCACAUGUAAGGGUGUACUUACAAUGGAAUGGAUAGAUGGAAUCAAACUUACUGAUGAAGUGCGAUUGAGGAAGGCCAGUUUGAACAGAUGGAAACUGAUUGACCAGGGAUUAUACUGCUCUUUGAGGCAAUUGCUUGAGGUGGGAUUUUUCCAUGCUGAUCCACAUCCAGGAAACCUUGUUGCUACUGACAGUGGCAUUCUUGCAUAUUUUGACUUUGGAAUGAUGGGGGAUAUUCCUCACCAUUAUCGCGUGGGACUCAUUCAAAUGCUUGUGCACUUUGUUAACCGUGACUCUCUGGGUUUGGCAAAUGAUUUUCUUUCUUUGGGAUUUAUUCCUGAAGGGGUUGACAUCCAAUCAGUUUCGGAUGCAUUGCAAGCAUCCUUUGGUGAUGAAACAAGACAAUCUCGAGAUUUUGAGGCAAUAAUGAACCAACUAUAUGAUGUUAUGUAUGAAUUUGACUUCUCCCUUCCCCCUGACUAUGCAUUGGUGAUACGAGCACUUGGAUCACUUGAAGGCACAGCAAAAGUUCUGGACCCUAAUUUUAAAGUUGUUGAGAGUGCAUAUCCUUUUGUCAUUGGAAGACUUUUGGCAGAUCCACAUCCUGAUAUGAGAAGAAUUUUGAGGGAACUUCUCAUCCGUAAUGAUGGAUCUGUAAGAUGGAAUCGCUUAGAGCGCUUGGUAGCAGCAAUAUCUGAACAGGCUUCAGAGUCAACGGGAGAGGCUGCUAAGUCUGAAGAAAAUCCUUCAGACACUCUAGAAUGGAAAUCUUUUGAUAUCCGUGCUGUUGUUAGUGCCACAGAAGAUCUUUUGCUCUUCAUUCUAUCUGAGAAGGGUAGCAGGGUGCGUGUUUUCCUUGUACGGGAUAUAAUUAAGGUGGCUGAUGUCUUUUUACGAGAUAAAAUCGUUGGUUGCAUUUUAGACCAGAAACGUGAAGGAAACGAGGCAUCUAAGUCUGAGGGCCAUUCAACAUUCAUGAGGGUAGUUAAUGGGUUUCAAUAUCUACGUCAAGCGGUAAAGUUAGCCCCAGAGUUGUGGACUGCAAUGCUUAUACGCAUGGCACUGAAGCCUGAAUUUCAUAGUUUUAUUCUUGAUAUUAUGUCAGCCUUGGUAGUUCAUUUUAACCAUAAAGUUCCAGAGACUUCUUGGGUUUUCAUGUCUAGACUUCUGCAUAAGUUGGUGAGAAACGAUAGAUUGGAUGAUCUAUGAAGGACUGAUUCUUCAUUAACAAGUAUUAAAUAUAUGACACAGGCAAAAGCAAUUCAAUCCUUAUUUAUGAUUAUAUGUUAUCAGUUUUUCUGACAAUGCAUGUGCCUGAUUGUGAAGUUGAAGCCUUUAUACUCCUGGGUUCGUUAGGUGUUGGUUAUGGUUUAAAGUCAAGAAGAGCUUGGUGUUGAAAAUGAAGCUUGGUCAGGUAUUCAAACUCCUUUCUCCAUCGGCGGAAAAAGUGGAGAAAGUAAUUAAUCAGACAGGUGGAAGCAAUUCUUAUGAUGUGUCCCAUUCACACAAUGAAAUUCCCUCCCCGCAAGGGAACAAAUUUUUGCAGAAUUAAAAAAGAAAAUAUAUGGUUUGAAAAAUUUUUAUCA